Emiliania huxleyi CCMP1516 is the source of this 1074-nucleotide messenger RNA. RefSeq lists its product as hypothetical. The transcript is spliced from 6 exons. NCBI's taxonomy places the organism in Eukaryota, Haptophyta, Isochrysidales, Noelaerhabdaceae. The coding region runs from base 36 to 824 and encodes 262 amino acids. Gene Ontology annotation, molecular function: sugar transmembrane transporter activity. The record is from RefSeq and is a predicted model, not a curated record. Gene Ontology annotation, cellular component: membrane.
GCGUCCCUCGCGCCGGCCAUUUCCUCAAUUCUCCGAUGAAUCUGCCGGCCGCCAUCGUCCUCCUCAGCUUUGCAUCCGGCUCGGCGAUUAGCAGCCCACCGCGGCCUGCGAUGCGAGCCGACCGCCGUCUCGCCGCCUCAGCCAGGUUCCGGCUGCGCGGAGGCGCAGCAAAGAUGAGCUUUGCCACAAGCGUCGCCCCGGUCCUCGGCGCGACGAUGGCGAACGUCAUGUUCGCGUCCGGCUUCCCUGAGGUGCUCGCCAAGCGCAGGGAGGGAAAGCUCGGCGACUAUAACCCGCUGCCCACCCCAAUCGUCUUUGGCAACUGCCUCGGCUGGCUGUCGUACGCGCUGCUCUCCAAGGACCCGUACGUGACGGCGGCCAACGUGCCCGGCCUGCUGCUCGGCUUUUGGUACGUCCUCACCUGCCUGCCGCUUGCGUCCAAGCCCGUCGCAAAGCAGAUGGAGGUCACCUUCCUGGUCCUGGCCGCCAUCCACGCGGCGACGGCGGUCGCGUGCGCCUUCUUCGUCCCCACCCGCGCCGGCAUGGCCUCCCUCUACGGCAUCGUCUCCAACCUGAUCCUGCUGGCAUACUAUGGCGCGCCGCUCUCGUCCAUCGGCAAGGUGCUCAAGGACCGAUCGGCCGCCUCCAUCUACUUCCCUACCGUGGCGGCCAACGGGCUCAACGGGGCCUUCUGGUCGGUGUACGCCCUCGCAAUCAAGGACUGGUACCUCCUCGUCCCGAACGCGAUCGGCGCCGUCCUCGCCGCGAUCCAGACAAUGCUGUGCGCGGCUUUUGGCAAGUUUAGCGGCGGCGAGGCAAAGUGAGCGAGAGGGUGGUGUGUGGUCCUCGCAGAGCAGAACUGGCAAAGACCUUCCGGCGCGCGCAGGCGCGGCAAGUCGUCGCAACUGAGACCGGAGGGAGGCGGAGGGGCUCCCUCUCAGAAUCAGAAUCCUGUCUUCCUCACCCUGUCUCACGUGUGUCACGUCAGCAGCCCUCCCUCUUUGCUGCAGGUCUAUCAGAGUGCUCGUGUUGAUGGCUUACUCAUUUUUAGUAUAAUUCCAACAAAACUCAAAA